CCUAUUGCAACAGGAGGGAGGAGGAUAUACAGAGGUUACUUAAAAGCCCCAACUUUUUCAGGCUUCUAUUGCACUUCAGAAAUUCUGCAAGGGAGAAGGGAAAAAAAAGACUAUCUGAAACGAAGGAUGUCUGAAACAACAAGCACCAACGAGGAAAAGAAAAAACCUCCCCUGAAUGGAAGACGAGCCAUCCCAUCAAACAACUCCAAUGAGGAAGAAAAUGAGGUCCCUGAGAUAGAGGCUUUUGGAUUGAUACCUAGAGGAUUUAAUCCAAAAGAUUACCUGCGAGUUGUGGACAUUCAUAUGUUCAAGGAGCCCCACGAGAUCAACAAGCAGCAGCACCACACUGACAAGUACUACAGCCCCAAGCUGAUAGUGCGUCGGGGACAGAUUUUCCAAAUCCAGAUUGACUUCAAUCGACCCUACAAUACAGAGACAGACCAGUUCUGGCUGGAGUACUUGAUAGGUCGUUACCCACAGCAAAACAAAGGCACCUACAUCCCGAUCCUAGUAGGUAAUGUGCUGAAACCUGGUGAGUGGGGAGCCAAAAUUACCCACAGAGACAACAACUCCAUUCGCCUGUCCAUCAUGUCCUCUGCCACCUGCAUCGUUGGGAAGUUUCGCUUGUAUGUUGCUGUCUGGACUCCCUUUGGCAUCAUCCGGACACAAAGAAACUCAGCAACCGACACUUACAUCCUGUUCAAUCCCUGGUGCCAGCAGGAUGCCGUGUAUCUGGAUGAUGAGAAGGAAAGGGAAGAAUAUGUCCUGAAUGAUGUUGGUAUUGUUUUCCAUGGAAACAUCAACGACAUAAAAUUAAGAAGCUGGAGUUACGGUCAGUUUGAAGAGAACAUUCUGGAUGCUUGCCUGUUCCUGAUGGACAAGGCAGAACUGGAGCUCUCUGGGCGUGGAAACCCAAUCAAAAUCUGCCGUGUUGCUUCAGCAGUGAUCAACUCCAGGGAUGAUAAUGGUGUGAUUGCUGGAUCCUGGGACAAUACAUACACUUAUGGUGUCGCACCUUCAGCCUGGACAGGAAGUGUGGAUAUUCUCUUGGAGUACUACAGUUCUAAGCAGCCUGUGCGGUAUGGCCAGUGCUGGGUCUUUGCUGGUGUCUUCAAUACAUUUCUAAGGUGCCUGGGGAUACCUGCAAGACUCAUUACCAACUAUAGUUCUGCCCAUGAUAACAAUGCCAAUUUACAGUUGGACUUCUUUCUGGAUGAAGAAGGGAAACUGGACACCAAACUGACAAAAGACUCUGUCUGGAACUAUCAUUGCUGGAAUGAAGCUUGGAUGACCAGACCUGAUCUUCCUGUUGGUUUUGGAGGAUGGCAGGUUGUUGAUGGGACACCCCAAGAAACCAGCGAUGGUAUGUACAGGUGUGGCCCAGCCUCAGUUCAAGCCAUUAAACAUGGUCACGUUUGCUUCCAAUUUGAUGCUCCUUUUGUCUAUGCUGAGGUGAAUAGUGAUAUUGUUUUCUCAAGAAGGCAGAAAAACGGAAUCCAAAUGAUAGAAAAAAUUGACACAACCCAUGUUGGGCAGUUGAUUGUGACCAAGGAAGUUGGGGGUGAUGGAAUGAUGGAGAUUACUGAGGAGUACAAGUUCCAAGAAGGCUCAGAGGAGGAGAGACUGGCUCUUGAGACUGCUGUGAUGUAUGGCGUUAAAAAGCAAAGUACUCAAGAUGGGUAUCAGCCACAAACAGACGUUGACAUGGACUUCCAAGUGCAAAAGGCAGUCCUUGGCAGUGACUUUAAAGUCACUAUAACUUUCAGGAACAGAAGUCGCAACUACUACACUGUUACUGCCUACCUUUCAGGCAACAUAGUGUUUUAUACAGGAGUCGCAAAAAGUGAAUUCAAGAAACACUCUUUCAGUGCAAAACUGGAACCCUCUUCGUCUAGUGCUUUUGAUGUUGUGAUCAAAGCAAGUGAGUACAUGAGUGACCUGCUGGACCAAGCCUCCUUUCAUUUCUUUGUGACGGCACAAAUCAACGAAACAGGGAAGAUUCUGGCCGUGCAGAAGGCGACAGUUCUGGAGGUUCCUGCCCUGCGGAUCAAGACCCAAGGUGAGCUGGUAUCUGGUAAAGUAAUGUCUGUGACUGUGGAAUUCACCAAUCCUCUGAAACAAACCCUGGAGAAUGUCACUCUUCGCCUCGAGGGACCUGGCGUGCUGAGAACGAUGAAAAAGGAGUUCAGGCAAAUCCCACCGAACUCUACCUUGAUCUGGGAAGUAAAAACUGUCCCAAGACAACCAGGUUUACGAAAGCUGAUUGCAAGCCUGGAUUCUAAUGCUUUGAGGCAUGUGUAUGGUGAGCUGAACAUCCAGGUUCAGAAACCAUGAACAAGGAUGCUGCCUUCAUCUCUCAUUUAGCUAUAUUUCAAAAUAUCAUGGUGGGGGGAGGGAAGGGGAAGAGGUGGAAAUUUGCUUAUUGUUAUUUUGGUCAUCCUUGUGCUGAACAAAAAUUUCAUAAAGAAACCUAACUUGGUAAGACUGGGGAGAGCACGAAAAAGCACCUGAAUGAUUUAAAAUUAGAUACAUGUAAUUAAAGACAAUUCUAGGCCAUAUUA
Molecule: messenger RNA, 2561 nt
Organism: Pezoporus flaviventris
Lineage: Eukaryota; Metazoa; Chordata; Aves; Psittaciformes; Psittacidae
Gene: F13A1
Product: coagulation factor XIII A chain
Exons: 15
Coding region: 127-2334 (735 amino acids)
Biological process (GO): blood coagulation, fibrin clot formation; peptide cross-linking
Molecular function (GO): protein-glutamine gamma-glutamyltransferase activity
Source: RefSeq, a predicted model, not a curated record